CCUUGUAAUUCAUAAUGGAAAAUGCCUACACAUACGUAAAGCCUGGGUGAAAUUUUAAUGUCAAUACACGUCCACACAGACGUGGUUAUCUGCCUCUGUUUUUUGCCUCCAUAAUCUUGAGAUUUUCCUCCAGAAAGGGUAGCCACACCAACAGGAGGUGCUACACGAUCUAUAGACAAAGGAAACAUGGCAUGAUAGAUGCACAACCCGUCUUGGUAGACCAUUUUCUUUUUUUUGUGAAUGAGGUGUUUCAGUGUUUAUGACAGGUGCGAGAGAUGAAAACAGCUCAUCGGAUAUAACCGGCUCAGCUAACCACAGGGAUGCUGGUCAGGAUGCUCAAGCUGCGAAUGCUUAAUGCAAUUGCCCCAGCCUACUUCUACAUUGCCACAGUGGUCACCAUUAUUCUCCAUUUCUUCCUCUUCGUCCCAACUAUUUUCCAAGCCUCAGGUGUUACUCUGAGUCCCAUCGUGCUGCUCCCCACAGCCAUUUUCCUGUUCCUUAUGGUAAAUGCUCUCGGUAAUUACUCAAUGACUGUAUGGUUCCCAGCAGAGAGUGCCAACGAGAACAUUAUUCCUGUCUGUUCACCGGACUGUCCGGACAGAGUGGACGCGCACUACCUCCUCAAUGGUCGGCACUUCUGCAAACUGUGUAGGAAAGUGAUUAUGAAACGGGACCAUCACUGUUUCUUCACGGGAAACUGCAUUGGGAACAGGAACAUGCGCUAUUUCAUCAUGUUCAGCAUAUACACCUCCUGUACCUGUCUGUACUCACUGGUGCUUGGGGUGGCGUAUCUCACAGUGGAGUAUUCCAUCUCCUUUGAAAACCCACUGACAUUCCUCACACUUCUGCCCCUCUCCACUGGGUACUUCUUUCUUGGUACCAUCUCAGGCCUUCAGUUCUUCUUGGUCCUUAUGCUCUAUGUAUGGCUGGGCAUUGGGUUGGUCAGCGCUGGUUUCUGCUGCCAGCAAGUUUUGCUUGUGGCCCGUGGACAAACCUGGUGCCAGCUGCAGAAAGGGAAGCUGGUGGAGAGCCGAGGAACGUGGCGUUCCAAUUUGAGUGAUGUGUUUGGUUCCCGCUGGGUACUGGGUCUUUUCCUGCCUGUACAGACUGAGGAGAUCAGCCCUGGAAACUGGCAGAGAUACCAUGAGCACAAACAUGACUGACCUUGAAAUAUUACAGCCUAUGUGAUGAAGUACGCUUUGUGUACUACAUCAGCUCUCUUACAUGUAUUAAAGCUGUAUAUAUGGUGAUUACAUCAUAUGCCUAGAAUUAGACCACAGUUAUGAUCAAGGACAUGCUCUCUGUAUUUUAGUUUUUUUUUUUUUUUUGGAAAACGGCACAAAUAAAUAGAACAGUUUUUGUUAUAUCAUCUACUGGAGGUCAGGUUACAGCACAUUGCUUACACAACUGGCCUGUCAGAUAAUAGAAAACCAUUAUAUUGCUCAUUCAAUGCACAAUAGAGUCUAUUAGGAGACCGUUCUUUAUUACAGGCCUAAUUAUGCUGAGGAUGCUAGGCUAGUUUAGUGCAUCCAGGCCACCCCAGAUGUGCAAUGCAUUUAACAAGGUUAAAAUACUUUUUAAAGCUAACUUAGAAAAGCAUGCCACUCAACAGUCAAACACCUCUUAGCUGUUCUUAUAAUCCACCAUCAUACAUUUGAAGCAGCACUUACACAUAAGAGCAAAAGUGAAAUACAAUUGGCCCAAUUAAAAAAAUGGCCUAAACCUUGUUAUCACAAUGUAUUAUCAAGUCAUUCAGAAUUAUUAGAAACCUAUACAACAUAUUUUGACUGCUACAGUUAUAUGAAGUGCGCUAUAUGUCCAGAAAUUUGUAGACAUUUGCUUAUCCAAAAUUUCCUCUGAAAUAAAAGGUAUUAAUAAGGAGUUUGUCCCCUCUUUGCUGCAUUAACAGGCUCUACUCAUUGGGGAAGACUUGAUGUUGGAACAUUGCUGUGAGAAUAUGAUUGCAUUCAGCCACAAGAGCAUUAAUGAGGUCAGGUACUGGUGUUGGAUGAUUUGUUCUGGAUUAGAAAUCCAACUCAUCCUGAAGGUAUUCAGUGGCAUUCUGCACUGCAACAAACUUAGUCAGGCCAUCUUAUACUUUAGGGCAACUGAUUUUACAGCUGUGUCAAUCAUUCUCCUAACUCAAACUUUUAGUACUACAUCUCAGUUAGAUCAAUAAUACAGUUAAAGUUCAGAUUACUGAAAUAAAUACAGUUAAUGUGUUGCCUCUUUAUAAGCUGAAAUUGCUUUAUAACACAGUUUAAUGAGCUUACUCAAAAGCUAUAAGCCUCUGAUUAGGCUGAAGUUGCUCAUGUUUUUUUGUUGGAUUUUUACUCCUCUCUCUCUGAAUUUGUCAUUGCUAAUUCCCACCUGCAAAUUAGGACUCCAUUGAUCAAAUGAAGGUCCCAGGCUGGGGAGUAGUUAAUAAGUCCCAGGACUGGGACAUUGCCAGUAUCCAAACCUAUUGAUCUGGGCUCAAAUAAUUCCUCAUGCUCAGACAGUGAGCAUUGUCUGAGCGUAGAAAAAGAAACAGCUACCUGUGCUGAAGUACAUUCAUUACAGCAAAUUUACUAAAAAUUGUGGUAUCACACAUUUUGAAAUAUUUUUAUUUUUUCUUUCUGUAAUUUUAACAGCUCUAGAGUCCAACUACCCUACUGGUUGAGUUAGUGAUGCCACAGCCCUUCAUAUUUGGGAGUCUGAGAGUAGGAACCACCUCCUGGGUGAGAGAGGAAGUCCUAAUCUGCAGGAGAAUAAUAGCAACUAACACAUUCUGGGGGAAGAGGAAACCUUCAAAAGUAAAAUCUAAAAAAAGUUAACCAAUUUUGGCCUAUAGAGAGGCUUGUGGCUGAUUUAUUCUGCGUAUACGUAUCUGCAAGCAUGUGCUCAAACGUUCUCUCUGCCAAUACAUUUGCACAUACAGUAUAAUGAAUGUGUAGACUAGGAGGCAGUGUUAAAGUGGAAGCGGAAAGUCUUGCAUUUUCACUCUCACUGUCCAAGAAUGAAUAUUCACGUCACUAUUUUUGUAAUAUUUUAAAGCAGUGUAAAAUCUUCUACCAACAGAUCCUUAAACUGCUCCACUUGAUUCUGCUCUAGUUCUGGUUUGACUCAAGUAUUGUUAGGGUCUUGUCCAACCCCCGUCAUUCUGGAGAGCCUAUUAGCAUUUGUUUCCUAUACAGCUCUGCAUAGUUCACAUAUUUACAGAUUUACAAAUCAGCCUUUAGUUUUUUGAGUAAGCUCAACUGUACUGAUGACAUAACAGAGAUACAGUAUCAAAAGUGUGAGUAAGAGAGACUUUUGACUAAACUAAGUUAACUCAAAAAAGGUGUGAAAUCAAUUGUCUUAUCAUUUUAAGUUGGCCUGUUAUCAUUUUUACAGUGCAUCACUCCAGAGAACACAGAUCCACUGCUCUACAGACUGAUGCUGGGGAGCUUUUUACCUCUUGAGCUGAUGCUCAAUGGCUGCUCCAGAGCAUUCUGUCCUAUUAGCAAUGCUUUUCAACUAAGAUUAUACAAGUUGUCCCAAUGUUUGUCACAGCAACAGGUGCACAUGAAAGUAACUGAAUUCACUACUGCUGGAUACUUUUGGACAUAAAGUGCACGUCAGUAUUGUCUAUCAUGUUUUGUUUAGGUCAUCACUGCAUGACUGUUUGCUGUAAUGUCUGUAGUGCAUAUUGUUUACCAAUGUUUUUGCUUUUUCUUCAUCAGUAAGAUCUUCCUCAAUAAAUUUGCUGUGCAUA
Pygocentrus nattereri (red-bellied piranha) is the source of this 3736-nucleotide messenger RNA. It is a transcript of the gene zdhhc22, whose product is annotated as zinc finger DHHC-type palmitoyltransferase 22. Gene Ontology annotation, cellular component: Golgi apparatus. The record is from RefSeq and is a predicted model, not a curated record. NCBI's taxonomy places the organism in Eukaryota, Metazoa, Chordata, Actinopteri, Characiformes, Serrasalmidae. Bases 321 to 1163 code for a protein of 280 amino acids. Gene Ontology annotation, molecular function: palmitoyltransferase activity. The transcript has 3 exons. Gene Ontology annotation, biological process: protein palmitoylation.